CAGAGGGGAAGCUUCUCUGUGCUGGAUGGAACCUUACGGCAUCGGGGCUGGUCUGCAGAACCCGGGGAACGCCUGCUACAUGAAUGCAGCCCUCCAGUGUCUGACGUACACCCCGCCACUCGCCAAUUAUCUGCUGUCUCAGGAGCACUCCCGCACCUGCCAGCGCCGUUCAGAGCUCUGCACGCUCUGUGCUCUGGAAAGUCACUUCACUUGGGCUCUGCACAGUCCCGGCCACGUGAUCCAGCCCUGUCAGGCAUUGGCUGCUGGCUUUCACAGAAACCGCCAAGAAGAUGCUCACGAGUUUCUGAUGUUCGCGCUUGAUGCCCUCAGGGCAGCAGGCCUGCCUGGCCUCAACUGCCAGCUGGCGCCCUCUGAGGACCAGCCUCUAAGCCAUCAGCUAGCUGGAGGCCACUGGAGGUCUCGAGUCACAUGUCUCCAGUGCCAAGGCACUUCAGACACAUGGGACCCUUACCUGGACAUCGUGCUGGAUAUCCAGGCCGCCAAGAAUGUGCAGGAAGCCUUGCGGCAUUUGGUGAGCCCGGAAGAGCUGGACGGGGACAACGCCUAUGAUUGUGCUGCCUGCCUCAGGAAGACGCCUGCCUCCCGCACACUCACCUUGCACACGUGUGGGGAUGUGCUCGUCUUGGUCUUGAAACGCUUUUCUGACUUCACGCGUGACAAAAUGGCCAAGCCGGUGCACUAUCCUGACCGUUUGGACAUGAGGCCUUACCUGUCUCGGCAGAACGGGGGGCCACUGGAGUACAGGCUCUAUGCUGUCCUUGUGCACGUGGGCUUGCGUCGUGACCGAGGACAUUACCUGUGCUACGUCAAAGCUGGCGACGGCCGCUGGUAUGAGAUGGAUGACGCCAAGGUCACCGCCUGUGGCCUGGCUUCGGCCUUGAAGCAAAGUGCCUACGUGCUCUUUUACGUGCGCAAGGGUGGAUGGGACGGGGCCAAUGGGCAAGUGUCACGGGGCCAGGGAGCGCCCGCCUCUGGGCCUCGAGAGAGACACGACGCCAGGACCCCAGCAGAGCCUGCAAAGCCUUCCGACCCGGAAGCCGAACAAGGCCGGCAGCACUUGGAGCAGAGAAGGCAGGAACUCGGCUUAGAUGAGUGGAAAUCCCUGCAAGAGCAGCAGCGGCCCAAGGGCUCCUUCAACCUCAGGAGAGUGGAGCCUGGCCUGCCGAGCAAGGCAGUCCUCAUUCAUCAGGCAUGA
Molecule: messenger RNA, 1216 nt
Organism: Ochotona curzoniae (black-lipped pika)
Lineage: Eukaryota; Metazoa; Chordata; Mammalia; Lagomorpha; Ochotonidae
Product: ubiquitin carboxyl-terminal hydrolase 17-like
Exons: 1
Coding region: 26-1216 (396 amino acids)
Biological process (GO): protein deubiquitination; regulation of apoptotic process
Cellular component (GO): cytosol; nucleus
Molecular function (GO): cysteine-type endopeptidase activity; cysteine-type deubiquitinase activity
Source: RefSeq, a predicted model, not a curated record